CAUGCUAUGGGUAAGAGUCCCUAGACCAUGACUGUGUGCGUAGCCCAUGGUUAGAACGUCACUCAGUGCUUCCUGUGACACAUGGUGGGAAGUGUUGGUGUGGAGAUCGACGGCAUCCUGGAGCGUUUCCGACAAUAAUGGCUUGCAUCACGAUACCCGUCGCAUUGCUCUCUGUCAUCUCAUCCAGCCUCAGUCUCACAACGUCUGAGAUAUCCAACGUGAGAGGCGACGCUCCGAUUGCCGCGACCAUCAAGCGCACAACCGGUGGCACCUACGGCACCACAAACUGCCGCAACGACAAGAUCUUAGACGUGGCGCCAUUUCAAGUUCUGCGCCCAGUGGAGUCCGUAACUCAUUGUCUGGUAGCGUGUUUGAUGCGCGGACCACAGUGCAAGGCUUUCAACUAUGGCAACAGGACCUGCAGUCUCUUGGACACCGUACUCUGUCAUAUUCGGGGACCGCAAGGGUUCCUUCACCUCAAGGACAUGCCUGGAUUUUCGUACUAUGACCUGUUUGAUCGCGGGGGGAUUCAGGCAUCGCGUGCCAAACUUCCUGGCUGCAUUUCCGGCGAGGACAUCUCCGAAAGCUGCAUAAGUGACAGUCCUCCUCAUAGUUCCACGAUUGGCGACGCAGACAUGAACACCACUUCGCCAACCCUAACAGACGCCUCAGGAGGUACUUCGACACCAAGCGUGGGACUAGAGACCGUUACUGGGCGGCUGCCACAGGAGACUACGGAUAUCGAUAUCCCUGCGACGAGUGCAACCGCUUCCUCACUAUUCUACAUCAAAAUCACACCGGAGACAUUUGAGAAUGCCAGGAACAUCUGUCUCACCGAAGGGGCCUUCCUCGCCAGGCCGAAGACGGCGGAUGACCACAAAGCCCUCGUGUUGCUGAUGAAAACGCACCGCGCCCAGAGGCUAUGGAUUGGCGUACAAAGGAAGCCCGAGGAUGAACCGAGAUACCUAAACGGGGACCCAGUUCCUCCCACAAGUCAGCGCUGGGGACCAGGACAACCGAAUAACAGCGGUGGAACGCAAAUCUGCGUUGAGAUGCGCCAGAGCCUUAGCUUCCUGUGGAACGACUUUGACUGUGAAAAUCCAGCGCCGUUCGCGUGUCAGAGGAGCAGUGCAGCACCUUUAACAUCCACGACAGUUCCAAUUGGCGAAUAGAACGUCCAGCCAGGACACUGACAAGCACGACGUGUGUUGUACAAAUAAUGUGUAUACGUGUGAAUAUAGUUAGGGGCUGUAUAGCAAGAAAUAACGUUACGGGGUCAUCUCCUGGUGCGAGGUAUCCCUCUGGGUUUUCAGGUGAACUCCAUGUCAAUGGUUCCUAUAUGUCCUCGCAGUUGGCUUCGAUGUUGAACUACGUAAAGCGUCUUCUUGUGCAGACUUUGGGAAGAUUGAGUUGUUACUGAUGCAUAGGAAAGAGACACGGAUGAGGAAAUCCCUUAUGUAUCGAAAUUCAAAUCUCGAAAUUCUCGAUACGCGGCGUCGAUUUGCGGUGAGCUAGCCGCACGUGCAGAACAGGGUUCGCGUCUUUGUUUCGGUCUCUUAUAGCCCACUUGAAUUGAAAAGCAAUAAUUCGGUCCUGAACGGCUCCCUGCCAACAGUCCCUACAGUCAAUGCCACCACGAGGACCUCCCCCAUAAGAGUCGCAGGACGUGCCAAGAGGCAGGCGUCUAAAAUACUCUUCAUGGCAACUUUUGUCCACAAAUUCGUACAGUUCGUUUUGUUUUUCAAUUUCGUGGCACAUCCAGUGAUCAACUAGUGUAAGUCUAUGUUCACCGGCCGGUCAUUCAGGAAGGGAUGUUGAAGAGCUUCAAGUUGAGUAUUCGUGUGGCGUUACUCCGCAUCACGUCUGUGGCCACAGGGGACCAUUGUGGACUGUGCUGAUCUCGUUGCACGUGGCACGCUGUACCUAAGCAGCUUAUGUCACAAAGUUGCUGGCGUCCUUGGACAGGGUUCGAAUGCUGGAUCAGUAUGCGGUGACGUCACCAAAUGAACGCGGAAAACCCCUUCAAAUGAUAUUCAGACGGACGCCCCCAUGCACUUGAAUUCUUGGUGGCAUUCCAUUGCAGAUUAGAUGUUACGCUAA
Molecule: messenger RNA, 2100 nt
Organism: Ornithodoros turicata
Lineage: Eukaryota; Metazoa; Arthropoda; Arachnida; Ixodida; Argasidae
Exons: 5
Coding region: 138-1172 (344 amino acids)
Source: RefSeq, a predicted model, not a curated record